AUGUCAGAGACGGGUCUACGUUACGCGAUAGCACAAUACACAUUCGACGAUCCACUCCCAUCAAAUGAUAAUCUUCCUCGAUUGGAAUUAUUCAUCGGUGAUCGAAUUUGUGUUUACGGGCAACACGGAGAAUGGGGUUUCGGCCGGAAGUUCGACGAGAAGAACGGAAAAUGUGGAAUUUUCCCACUUUCCUAUGUACAAAUUGUUCAAAAAUCCAUGUUUGUGUCGACAAGCGACGGAUACCUCGUAGUGGAUGAGAUUUCGAGAAUAAUAAAUGAAUGGUGGACAAAGAUUAAAGAGCUGAUGCAGGAGGGUACGACUAUCGGGUCGUUCGAGGAUUUGAUGGAAUCGUUCAAUGAAUUAUUAAUUGUUAAAACAAAAAUUGAGAGUGGAGGGAUUCCAAUAGAAGAGUUGAGUAAAUUGAGACUUCGAGUGUCGAAAUUAGUUGAUCGAGGCAACACGAUACUUCAUUUGGAUGUGGUGAUUCGAGACGAUGAAGGCGUUCCAUUGGAUGUUGAAUCAUUAUCACUUUUAAGAACUUAUGAAGCACAUAUAUCAUCUCAGAAGCGAGUUGGAAGUUUAUUGCGCAGCAAACCUGAAAACGUAACUCUCAACGACAGUUUCUCCUUACUUCUUUCCAUCAAAUCCGUCGAACUUCACUGUAAAUAUUCGUGUGAAAUCAGUAUUACCUUAUAUGAUUUGGAGAAGAAAAUGUUUACUACUGACUGCUACACAUUUCUUUGGAAUGCUGGAAGCGGGAAGCACGCUGAUUUGAAUUUGAAGGCGUUGUUCACAGAUUUCGCCAAGGAAGACAUUCGAAAGAAGUAUUUGAUGGUGACACGUGUUGUACAUGUGGCGCCUAUUGAAUCAUCAAAUGCGACAAUGAGAAAACAUGGACAUGAAACUGUGGUACCGAAAAAUUUCUAUUGUCGGCAGUCGUACGCAUCUGAUAUUAUGGAAAUGUCAAGCAUUUUUCUCGCCGGAUUCAUUCACGAAGCAAAAGAACGUGUAAUCUUUUUGAAUCGCGAGACCGAACUCCCAAUAGCUCUGAAAUCAUACCACGCAACACAUCGAAUACCAAAGAAUUUAAGCAAUGAUAUGGAGACAAAACUGUUGAUCAGUACACAAUUAGUACCUGGGAAUGUGUCACAAAUCAAGGCUCGUCAUCCACAUUUAUUCAGUCGAUCUCCUGCUGUUAUUCUUCGAAGAGCGGAUAGAACUGCUGUUUCUAUUGAGGACACUCGAAAUGAAAUGUAUAUUACCUUAAUGCAAGCAGAAUUGUCUGGAAAAUCAUCUGAUAGAAAUAUCGAGGCACGUCUUCAUGUAGUUGAAUCGAAUGGAAAUGUAAUGGACAAUGUGUUCGAGACGAUUUCAGUGACAGGCUCACAACUAUCCACAGUUUACAAGAGUAUUGUAGUCUAUCAUACUGAUAAGCCGAUGUGGGCGGAACCAAUCAAAAUAGUUCUCCCAGCGAGUGCAUCUCAUGAUGUUUAUCUUCGAAUUCUAUUCUAUUCAAAGAAAUCAUAUGAUAAACCAAAGCCAGAGAAAGGACCAUUCGCAAUUGCUCAUCUUCAAUUAAUUCGAUCAGCCGGACUGGUUUGUGAUGGGGAACACGAUUUGGCCGUGUACAAAAUAGAUAACCCCGGUUCACAUUUCGAUGACUCAAAUGUCUCCUAUAUGAGUCUUCCGGCUACGAGAAGAACAGUCAAAGAAUCGAUUGGUAGCUCGAAACCACAUGCACAUGGAUUCUCGUUGAGUGAAAAGAGUUUCGCAUUGAUUUCCACUCAUUCUUGUUCAUCGAUGUUGACUCAAAACGAACAUCUUCUGAAUGUGCUCAGAUGGAGAAUGAAUUGUGUCAAUUUGACGCCUUCUCUGAUUGCAUUGGCUCAGCCGAUUGGUGAUACGGAACAUGAAAUGAUACGAUUCCUCAGUCAUCUUUUGGAUGCACUUUUUGAAAUUUGGCACGAUCGAGAAACGUCAGAGAAGAUUGUGUUUGAUGUAAUUGUAGCAGUUUUGAAGUUGUGUGAAGAGCCACGUCACUAUCCACAGGCAGCGAAAAUCUUCGAAGCUUAUCUGAAACGGUUCUCGUUUACUUCAGCAGCAUUAAAAAUCUUGAACUGCCUCAAUCAUUACGUCAUCUCAGACUCAGAAGAUUCCAACGAGAAAGCCCGAAACGCCUUUAAAGUGAUGGGACCUCUAUUCAAAGUGGUCGUUGUCUCCAAGAAAUGUGGCAUUCGAUUCCAGGAGUUCGAGGAUUUUGAGAAGACAUACAAGCAGUAUCUCCGAGAAUUCAUGAAGUCUCUUGUGAUGUUAAUGUCGGAGAAAAAGCAGAAAAUGACUGUUCAGAAUACUGCACUAAAGAAUAUUCCAACAAUAAUUGAUCUUCUCUAUGAGAGUGAUUCAGUUUCAGCAGAGAAUCUUUGUGGAUUCAUCGUGGAUUUGAUGAACAAUUUUGGAUGUAAUAUUGUGACGAGAGAACGAUUGAAUUUCAUUGCACAGAUUGUGGAGACCAAGUUUUUCUCGCUCGCAAUUUGUCGUGAACAACUUCUCUCGCCGUGCCUUCAAAAUGCUCUUCACAUUAUACAACUCGACAACAUGGCGAUCGAAAAAGGCGAAUUCGCUGAUCGUGCUGCCGAAUGCGCCAGUAUCAUUGCUGCGAUUCUAGAGAGACUUUUCUAUGAUGCGAAGAGUGGAGAGAGUGGCGAUCGAGAACUAACAUCAUUCAUUCUGAUGGUUUAUCGUCCACUGGUUCAAGCGAUGAUUCGAGUGAUUCAUGACGAUAAACAUACGGAUGAUGAUGCUCGUGGACACUUUUUCUCUGUAAUUCUGGCACUUUUGGAUAAAAUGUCUGCGCAGAUGUUCAGUGAAUAUGUUGAAGAACGGCCAUCGGAUAUAGACAAAAGAGAUUUUCUUAUGGAAAUGGUCCAAAUGAUUCGUGAUUUGUUGAAUCGAAACGCGUUCCCGUCGACUUGGAAAGAUAUGGUCAUGUUGCAGAAUAAAGUGAUCCACAAAUCGCUGCGAUUCGUCAUGUCGGCCGUGCAGACAUUCUUUUCGAAUGACAAGUUUUGUGCGGAGAUGUGGAGAGAGUAUAUGGUAACAGUCGUCUCGUUUGUCACUCAAGAAGGGUUGAAUUCGAAGCAUGAAUGGAUGAAAAAUGAGGAUGAAGACGUCAGAAUUCAGCUACGAAAAGCAGCGGCGAAGGAUUUGAGAAGCAUGUGGUUCAGAUUGAGUCCAUCUCAAAAGCUAAAUUACAUUCCAAGUAUGGUUGGAUCUUUCCUGAAAGUCUCUCUAGUCGAUGACGAUGAAACUCGUGAAGCCACAAUUCCAAUUUUCUUUGAUAUGAUGCAGACAGAAUACAAUACAAGUGCUAGUCGAUCAUUCAAAGAGUUCGCUUCUGAAUUAGUCUCUCAACUGGAUACAAAUGUUGAUCAACAAAGUGCGACGAAAGGAUUCAAAGAACAUUUCCGUCAACUAUCGAUAACUUUAUGUCAAUCGGAUAAAGAAUUAAUGGGAAAUGGUGGAGAAGAGUUGAUUGAACGCAUCGAUCGUCUUCUAACCGCUUUGAUUGAAUAUCAUGAAGUGGCAUCAAAGAGUUUGGUUGAAUGCGCGGAUAGUUUAAUGAGUAGGACGGUUCAGUUGAUGAGAUACUAUAAUCAAUACAACCAUGAAGAGCUCUACGUCAAGUACAUCUACAAAUUGUAUGAUCUUCAUAUCUCCUAUGGAAAUAAAAUUGAAGCAGCGAAGACGUUACUCCGGCAUGCAACGAUGCUUAAUUUCGAAGAUGAAGCUCUUCCUCCAUGGCUGAUAUCUCGAGUACUCAAUAGACACUGUCAAACUAAUCGUCAGCUAAAAGAAGAUUUGAUGCAAGAAGCUGGAGCGUUAUUCACGAAAGGAGAAGACUGGGAAGACGCGUUGAUUGUAUAUAAUCAAUUGAUUCCAGUCUAUCAAAGUAUUCUCAUUGAUUAUCACAAGUUGUCAGAAUUGUUGAAAAAGAUUGCCCAACUCUACACAUCGAUUGAUCGUACCGAACGUGCCUACUUCUAUUACUAUCUUGUCGCUUUCUAUGGUCAAGGAUUUCCUGCGUAUUUGAAUGGACACAAAUUUGUAUUCCGUAGUGAACAACUCGAAAUGCACGGAGAAUUCAUGCAACGAAUCAUGAAGAUGUACGAUAACCCCGAGAAAAUUAUGAAGACGGAUCCGUGUCCCCAUUUGGUCAGCUCACCGGGACGAUACAUUCAAGUAUUCAAUAUUGAUCCAAUUCCGACUGGAUGCUCUUUUGAUGAUAACCCAGCAGUGAAUCCGGCGAUUAAGAAGUAUUACAGACAUUAUAAUAUUCAAACUUUCGAAUAUUCAAAAGUCGAAGAUCGCAAAGAAACGAAAUGGACAUCAAUCGAUCCGUCUUCUGAAUUCAUGAGAAAUUGGCUAGUUCGAUGGAGAAUCAAGACAGCUGACAGUCUACCAACUGAUCUACGAUUCACUGAAGUCGUUGAAUCAGCCGAACCGAUUUAUGUCAGUCCGCUUCAAAAUGCUGUUGAACAGAUGAGAAAGAAGAAUAAGGAACUCAAUGAAACUGCGUCGAAUGCCGUUUAUAACCCAAAGUUCGAUCUGAAACUACUCUCUCGUGAUAUUCUCGGAGUGGUUAGUGCAGCUGUAAUGGGCGGAGUCAAGAAUUAUGAAGUUUUCUUUACGGAAGCGUGUCGAAACAUUUGCGAGUGCGGAGAACAGUCAAUAAUAAUGGAAUUGAGUUCUCUUAUAAUUGAACAAGUGGAAAUUCUGGAGUACUGUUGCUACGUGCAUGCGAGUCGAUGUGAAGGAGAAGCGAGAGCAAUCAAUGAUACGUUGGCAGAUGCUUUCGAGAGUCAUCGGAGAUAUGUGGAAGAGAAUUUCGGGAAAACGAGAUCUCGUCUUCCGUCGAAUGCAACUAUUCGAUUGUCGACGUAUGAAUCAGCAGAUGGAUCAUUCUCUGAUAUGAGUGGAAUGACUACAUUGAAAUCGACGAAAGCUGCAGCUCUCGGAAGUGCUGUAGCGAAUUUAUUGUCUUCGAAUAAGAGAACAAGUGGACCUGCUACUCCUGUUAAUUUGGCAAGUCGCUCCGCCCCUUCAUUUGACAACCUUUCCUCAAAACUUCGUUCUUCUCUGGCUAUUUCUUCGAGAAUGACUCCACCUCCAAGACCACCCAACCCAAUUUCCCCUGCGAAUCGUGGACCCUCUCCAGUCUACGAAGGAAUCAGAAUGCGAGCGCAUUAUCCACACCAACAAUCUACAGUAUCCCUAAAUCAAUCACUCAAUGCCCCGCCCCUCCCACCCCGGCCCGAUCUUGACCCAAAUCGGACAUUGAAACGAAAAAAUUAA
Caenorhabditis remanei is the source of this 5352-nucleotide messenger RNA. RefSeq lists its product as uncharacterized. Gene Ontology annotation, cellular component: plasma membrane; cytoplasm. Bases 1 to 5352 code for a protein of 1783 amino acids. Gene Ontology annotation, molecular function: guanyl-nucleotide exchange factor activity; small GTPase binding. The record is from RefSeq and is a predicted model, not a curated record. NCBI's taxonomy places the organism in Eukaryota, Metazoa, Nematoda, Chromadorea, Rhabditida, Rhabditidae. Gene Ontology annotation, biological process: small GTPase-mediated signal transduction; cell migration. The transcript is spliced from 15 exons.